Molecule: messenger RNA, 1161 nt
Organism: Sipha flava (yellow sugarcane aphid)
Lineage: Eukaryota; Metazoa; Arthropoda; Insecta; Hemiptera; Aphididae
Product: tektin-2-like
Exons: 6
Coding region: 1-1161 (386 amino acids)
Biological process (GO): cilium assembly; cilium movement involved in cell motility
Cellular component (GO): microtubule cytoskeleton; nucleus
Source: RefSeq, a predicted model, not a curated record
AUGUCCGAAAUAAAAGCAUCAUGUGACGAAAUCAGGGAUAAAACAUUGAAAUUAAAAAACGAUUCGCACUGCUUAAGGGACGAAACAGACAUCAAUACCUAUUGGAAUACACGUUAUACACGUGAGGCUUUUGAGGACAGGUCUGCGGAAAUAACAUUAUGGAAAAACGUGAUUCAAUUGCUCUACGAUGAUUUAGAAAGAGAAGUGCAGUACAUGCAAGACGAUAAAUCAAAAACCGAAGAUGUUCUUAAAUUUUUGAAUUUGAAUUUUAAAAUAACAAAUCAUUGCAAAAGUAUACGCGAUGAGCGAGAGAGUGCAGAUUUUUGUCAUGAUAAUGCAUCCGUCGAACUAGAUGUCGAACAUAAAAAUUUAGAAAAACUGAAAACAUUAUUGACGGAAACAUGCCAAGCUGCAUGGGAACAGCUAAAUAAACUACAAGAGUUAAAAAUGAACGUAGCUCAUGACUUGGAAAAUAAAGUUAAUGCAAUCUGUAUAAAUACUAAAUUGUUGGAGCUGACAAAAAACUCUGAAUAUUUACAUCUUAAAGAUCCGUCUAGGGUUGCGAAACAGUCUAUCACAUAUGAAAAAUGGCUACAGUGGUGUAAACAUCUUAAACGAUGUAUUAAAGAUGAAUUGGUUCUUUCGAAAAAGAUGCGGGAGUCCAUGUUUCUGCCACGAAAUAAAACUAAAUACGAUCUGCGUAGUCAAAACGAUAAAAUAAAUAGUGCUCUAAGAAAACGUAUAUAUGAAACGAAAAGGAUUCAAAAUGAAUUAGAAUGGCUCCAAUAUAAUUUGUUGACGGAUAAAGAAAGACUUCUGAAAGAAAUCAAAAGAUUAGAGGAUACUGUAUCAGUACAAUUGAACUCUAAAAAGUUGGCCGAAACACUUAGCGAUGAGAGAACGUAUAUACGUGGUGCUGAAUUGUGCACGGAUAUAACUGAAAAUUCUUUGAAAAAAGAACGAUUUCAACUCGACAGCAAUAUUAAGAAUUUAACGUGCAAGCUAGAUCAAACUAGACGUACAUUUAACGAUCUCUUAGAACAAAUUAGUGCAAUAACAGUGGAAUUAGAACAUAAAAAAUCAUACAUUAAAAGUCGAUCAGAAAUGUCUCGAGUACAGAAAACAACUAGACAAAAGGAGUUAAACUCGAAAGAGUCUUAG